AGAUUCUUGCAAGAUUAUCUCUUGGCUGAGAAGAAAUCUUGAAAAUAUGUCUGGAUCUCCAGGGAGAAAACCAAAUUCUCGAGUCGCACCACUCCAGGGUAGGAAUUCAGUUGCUGAAUUAGUCACCCGGUACCAAAACAUAUUUGAUUGUGCAAAUCCUUCCUCAGCUGAUCAGAAGACCAAGAGCUGGGAGAAAAAUUAUUCCAAGAAGAGGGAAGGGGCUCAACCAGGAAUCGAUCUGCGCACUUCUCCAAACAGGGACCCUGACGUUAUGAACAAGAAACCGAGGGAGAAGCUUGCUCUCCAGCAAGCGAACCCACCUGCAACAAAAACCAAGGAAGUUUCCCAUCGCAGAUCUGACCCAUCUUCACCAAAUUUGGUGGGACAUAUAAACGAAACCUCCAACUUUCAUCCAACCAAGACUGGGAAGAAGAUGGAAACUUUGCAUCCCUCCAAAAUCAGAUUUGAGCCCAAGGUGCAGCAUCUGGUUGCUUCUUCGCACAGCGUCAAUAGGAGGGGAGGACAAGGGAUGGGUGCCCUCGCUGUGGAUGAUGGUAAUUCGGGCAAAAAGUUAACCCCAUGCAAAAGAAUCAACAGGGCAGCACCAUCCACAAAACUCACUUUGGCUUAUCCGGCCUUACAAGUCAACAACCAUGAAAAAUUCCCUGGAGUUUUAGCUGCAUCUGAUAACAGAAGUCACGCGACUCCUCAAGGAGAGGGAUUCUCCCCAUCUCUCUCCUCCAUCAAGGAACAGUCUGCUCUAUAUCUUUCCCGGGUAGCAGCUGCUGCUGCUUAUUCCACCAACCGUCGGAGCCAGCGGCUUGCUCAACUACGAAGUCUUCCAAGGAGCUUUCUACUGCAAAGUUUGUUCCAAGCUGCUUGCUGAAGUUAUAGGAAAAAGAGCUCCCAACACCACCCUCAGCUCAAACCACCAGCAAUUCCCACCGAAGGGCACUCAGAGAAAUCCAAGACAAGAAUCUAAAUCCAAAAGUGGAAGGAUUUUGGCCAGAGAGAAAAUGCCACAGAGACCAUUCAAUUUACACCUCCAGGGUAACCAGAGUGAUGUGACCUCACAAGGCAAGUUUAAAACUGUCUGCUCGCCUUUAAAGAGAGACGCUAAAAAUUACAUUUGCAGAAAGCAUGAGAUAUCUGGAACAAAGGAAACACAGCCACAAGAUUCUCCAAUGGUUCUGCGUGGCCCCCGAAGGUCAGACAGGAGUUAUCCCAAGACCUGGGGAGAUAAGUCAACAAUGGAAAGUUUUGGGGAACAGAAGAAGAGCCAACUUCCCAGAGUCAUUGGCCCAAAAUGUGGGGACCGAGUUUUGCAUGGGAUUAAAACGGUACAUGGAAGUCAAGAAUGGAGGGCACUGGAAAGCAGGCAAUUGUUUGUGGAUAAAGGAAUUGUAGGAGUUCAAGUAAGGAAAGUGGGGUCCAGCAUAUUAGAAAAAGCCAGGAGAUUUCAACCUAACACAUCUGAAGUUGAAAGAAGCAUUUCCAAGGUCACGCCUUUAUCGCCGAAACUUCCAAGGUCUUCACUUGGUGGUCCAUUUCUAUCUUCUGAAGGUGCACUUAGGCAUACCACAGUAACACCUGCAGCUACAAUACUAGGUGCUCCUCAACUUGCAAAAGAUAGUUUCCGGGGAAAGAAAGCUGUUGGAGAUUCCUCCUGGAAGAUCACGUCAGAUGGGAAGAAUCCAAGGGAGAUGGCUGAACCUCUUCCUAAAGUCAGGACAAUGUUACCAGCUCUGGUGCCACCACUGGAGCAGAGAUCAAAGAAGAAACUUCAAAAAGCCAGACAGGAAAAUAGGCUGGACAUGCUAGAAACUAAAGAUGUAGAAGAACCCAAUUAUAACACCAUGGCACCAAUGAAAAAUGAGAAAACUUCCCAAUCUAAGCCUGGAAGUUUGGUAUCUUCUCCCGGGCAUGGAGAAAAGAAAAAGGAUCCAAUAGAACAUAACAAGAAGACAUUGGUUUUCAGUGUCGAUCCAAUGAAAACCAACAAGGAACCAAAGCCAUCUUGGAUGAGCAGGAAUGAGUUCCUUGGAGAAGAGACUGAAAUAUCGCAAUCUGAGAAGCGACCAAGUGUGGACUAUCAACUUUCUCCUGGAACCCUCCCUUUAAGUGAAGAAGAUAAAAAGAAUGAAAUGAACCCAAGUGGAAUUUCAGACAGGUCGGUGACUCCAACAUGCUUUUCGGGGUCUCUAGACACUGAAGCUAAAGGUAGAACCAGUUCUUCAGCCACAGAUGGGAACAUAGAAGGUGGUAGCUCCUUAUCCAGCUCACAAGCAGAUGAUGUUGAAAGUGGGGAAGUUCUACGAAGAAAUAGCCUACAAGAACAUGCCACUUCGAUCUGUGACUCAGAACCUACUCCUGAAAUCCAAAACACAAAUGAAAAGCUACAAGCAAAACCCAGCAGUGGAUCUAACCUAGAACCUGCAUCCCAAGAAGAUACCUCUAGAGAUACCGGUCUUCUGCCUUCUUCCAAAGAGCCAGAGGUACUUCCCUCCCGUGAAGUCCCACAUUUGAUAGAAAAACAGGAGACAGGACAUGUCACUAUGGAAAUCAAAGCUCAACACGAAAGUGUCCCAGUUAUAAAGACAAGUCAAGAUAUUAUAGCGAAGUCUUCCAGAAAACAACCGUUAAAAAAACACAACAAUCCUUUUGCUCAGUUUUUUGCAUCCAAAACACAAAGAAGUAUUCCCAGCCAAAAGCCAAUUUCAGGAACGAAAAAAGCACCCAAGGGUCAGUCUGCUCUGCUAACACUGUUUGGACAUUCAGUGAAUAAAGACAAGAGCCAAAAGGAAUGGCCAAGAAUAGAUUCAGGAGAACUUUCAGGGAAAGUAGAUUUACAAUCUACACAUUUCUCAAGGCUACCAAAACCUGAUUUUUGCAAGGAAGAUGAGAAUUCUGGAGUGGUUCUCCAGACAAGGAAUUCAGAGGUAGGCCCACAAGUUUCGGUGGAGGGCCAUGGAAUUGGCUCAAAAGGAGAUCAAAACAUGGAUUCUCCACUCUUGGACAGCGUAACAGUUUCUUUGGAGCUUGGAAGAGAGAUUUCAAGUCCCACAAGAAUGCAGUCUAGAUCAAAGUCCCCUGACAUUCCCAGGCAAUCAAACAUAAAUACAGAACAUACAGCGGAGGAACCUGAAAAUUCAUCACCACUAACUAGUUUUCAGAGUUGUGAGAUGUCUACACAGAUCACGUCACAAUAUCCUACAAAUACUUCGGUGGAGACAAGUGUUUCUUGCAGAAAUACAUUUUCUGAGCUGGAAUUGGACAAUGUGGACAGUCAAGAUUUCGAGCUAAAGGCAGGAAAUGUUUCAUUGCUAGACCCUUUGGCAAAAGAUGAAACCCAGGCAUUAGAUGAGGAGAAUUGGAUCCCUGAUAUGCUUUCAUCUUUUGAGGGGAUGGAAGAAUCAGGAAGAACGGAGAAAGAGAAUGCAGAAUCCUCGCCUGGAUCAGAUGCAGAACGUACAUCCAUGAAAGAUCAUUUUUGCUCAGGGUCUUCAGAAAACUUUCUGGGACUCAGCCACCCCCAAUUUGCAGAGUUGGAGCCAAACAUGACAAUCGAAGAGGGCAGCCUUAGAGACAGUCAGCCUCCAGAAAGUGGAAAUUUCCAGAUGACAGAGGCUAAUUCAGAUCAUUCUUUUGAACUAACUCUGCAUGUUGAACAAGCCGCUAAUGACAAUUACUCCAUGGAAGAGAGCCGCUUCCACCCAGUGCUUAUUCCAUCUCAAUCUAUGCCCGAGCUCCUUCGAGACACGCUCCAGAGCAAGGCCAUAGAAAGAUCGGCUGAAGUUCAACAUCUGCCAGAGGAUCAAAUACAAGUGUCAGAGAGUAGACAUCCACAAGAACAAUUGCUAUAA
Thamnophis sirtalis is the source of this 3863-nucleotide messenger RNA. Lineage: Eukaryota; Metazoa; Chordata; Lepidosauria; Squamata; Natricidae. The record is from RefSeq and is a predicted model, not a curated record.